This is a messenger RNA of Desarmillaria tabescens, 1689 nucleotides long. Its product is annotated as epsin domain-containing protein. Gene Ontology annotation, biological process: endocytosis; actin filament organization. The transcript is spliced from 6 exons. The record is from RefSeq and is a predicted model, not a curated record. NCBI's taxonomy places the organism in Eukaryota, Fungi, Basidiomycota, Agaricomycetes, Agaricales, Physalacriaceae. Gene Ontology annotation, molecular function: clathrin binding; phospholipid binding. Bases 44 to 1528 code for a protein of 494 amino acids. Gene Ontology annotation, cellular component: clathrin vesicle coat; endosome; plasma membrane.
CUGACGCCAUUUCGCUCCCACUGGACAUCUUCCUACAGCCAACAUGCAACACUUUGGAAAGAGUGUUAUCCGUGUCACCAAAAAUUAUACGAAAGGUUACUCUGAUACACAAGCAAAAGUCCGCGAUGCGACUAGCAAUGAUCCUUGGGGCCCUAGUGGCACGCAAAUGAACGAGAUAGCCCAAUUGACAUACAAUCAGAACGAUUUCGUGGAAAUAAUGGAGAUGCUUGAUAAGAGGCUGAAUGACAAGGGCAAGAAUUGGCGGCAUGUGUUCAAGAGUCUCACCGUGCUUGACUACUGUCUUCACCAAGGCUCCGAAAACGUUGUCAUCUACUUCCGCGAUAACGUAUAUAUCAUCAAGACCCUCAAGGAAUUCCAAUACCUUGAUGAAGAGGGGAAAGACCAGGGCGCUAAUGUGCGUCAGAAGGCGAAGGACAUCACUAGCCUGCUGCUUGAUGAGGGUCGACUUCGUCAAGAAAGGAGGGCUCGGGCGAGCAUGCGGGACCGGAUGAUACGCGGUGCUGGAGGCGACUACGACGAACCUGACAACGAUGCCGACGAAAACCGCCACCGCCGUAGCCUGAAUGGCAACCUGCCGAAUAGGAGGACUGGGGAUGAGGACGAUUUGAGAAAAGCCAUCGAAGAGAGUAAGCGAACGUUGGCGCAGGAGCGAAUCACCGCGGAGGAGAGGGACCUUCAGGAGGCCAUCAAGCUCAGCGAAGAGGAGGAGGCGAAGCGGCAUAAGGCUGUUGAAGACUCUAAUUCUUCUGCUCUUUUCGAUGACCAGAAUCAGCUAUCUGCGCCUAUCAGCAACAAUCCCUUCCCAAUGAACAAUAUGAGCGACCCUACGCCGUAUGCUGUCGGCCUUCAACCGCAAUUCACGCAGGUCCAACCACAAUUCACUCAAAUUCAACCGCAAUUCACUGCGUUCAACCCAUAUCAGCAGCAGGCACAGGCCGAGCAGGAGAUGCUUAUGCAACAGCAGUUCCUAUUGCAGCAGCAGCAGCAAGCGCAGAACGACGAGUGGAUGAGGCAACAAUUACUAUUGCAGCAGCAACAGCAACAACAACAACAACAGAGUAUGUUCUUGCAGCAACAGCAGUCAAUUAUGGCGCAGCCGACGGGUCUUGGGUCGAACAAUCCCUUCGCACCCUCUCCUAGCCAUUCUCAGCCUGGAUCUUCGCCUUCUCCUCAUCCUACCCCUCAGUUUAACCUUCAAGGCACAUAUGCCAACAACAACCAGAAUGUCGACCUUUCCUCCUUCAAUCACCAUUCAAACUACUCCUCUCCAUCUCCCGGACCAUCACCUGUCAACAAUAAUCCCACUAGGCCUGUAGUCAAAACACGGCAGGAUGAAAACGAGCACUUGGCGAACCUUUUCGCAAACCGAGACGAUGGCCAAGACACGUUUGGUAAUGUAGGCGCGUUGAGAUACGGUCAGACAAGGGUGGUGCCAAACCAGAUGACGGGGCAUAAUCCGUUUGCGAAGCAGCAGCAACAGAACGAGCAGCCUUUCUUCAGUGUUUGAACCACGAGAUAACUCAUGACGAUUGAUUUGUGAUGCAACGGAUAGUGGAUGCUUUUUUUCUUUCCCAACUGUUGCUAUCCUACUAGGUUACCUUUAUUUUAAUUUUAAAGCACAGUUGGCUCUCUUGAAACAGGGAAUCGAACUUCUAUAUCAUUAAAUCU